Molecule: messenger RNA, 809 nt
Organism: Momordica charantia (bitter melon)
Lineage: Eukaryota; Viridiplantae; Streptophyta; Magnoliopsida; Cucurbitales; Cucurbitaceae
Gene: PSRP3/1
Product: Ribosomal protein PSRP-3/Ycf65
Biological process (GO): translation
Cellular component (GO): ribosome
Molecular function (GO): structural constituent of ribosome
Source: RefSeq, a predicted model, not a curated record
CUUGCUCUUCUUCUUCUUGAAUUUCUCCUUUUAUCUCAGAAACAGAGUCACCAUGAUGUUAUCCAUGGCAGUUCAGCUUCAGCCCAACAUCAAUUUCUGUCUCAAUACCUCCAAUUUCCCUGCUCAGAACGCCACUUCAAAACCCUUUCAAGUUCUUUUUCCUGUGAAGCAAAGAACCACCGCCUCCUACUCCUUGUCUCCCUCUUCUUCGACCUCUUCCUGCAUUGCCCACUCGCAUUAUUUUUCUGGAUUUAAAUUCAGGCGCCAAAACUUUAGAAAUCUCGAAGUCUCUGCUCCAGCUGCGGCCACCGAAGCUGUAGAAGCUGCUUCAGAAUCGCCCGUCGUUGAUGAUUCCGACUCCGUGUCUUCUCCUGUUAAGGAGAAGCUUGGAGUCGUUGUGAAACCGAUGGAAAAGUCGAGGCUUGUGCUAAAGUUCAUAUGGAUGGAGAAGAACAUUGGCAUUGCACUUGAUCAGAUGAUUCCUGGUCAUGGUACUAUUCCUCUUAGUCCAUACUACUUCUGGCCUCGGAAAGAUGCAUGGGAAGAGCUCAAAGUUUUACUUGAGAGCAAACCCUGGAUUUCUCAAAAGCAGAUGAUUAUCCUUCUUAAUCAGGCAACUGAUAUCAUCAAUUUGUGGCAGCAGGGUGGUGGCAAUCUGGGUUGAGCUCAAAUGUAAAAAGUUUCAGGAAUUUUUUAUAGUUGUCUUAGAUUGUGACUAUUCUUGAAUCCUACGGCUGUUCUGCUGUUCUUUUUCGACUGUUAUGAAGUAAUAUUAUAAAUCAUUUAUCUUUUGUUGUAUAUUUUAUUAA